Messenger RNA from Lachancea mirantina, 486 nucleotides. The record is from the annotation of a GenBank genome assembly. NCBI's taxonomy places the organism in Eukaryota, Fungi, Ascomycota, Saccharomycetes, Saccharomycetales, Saccharomycetaceae.
AUGGCUCGAGCUCUCGCCGCGCUCGCGGACGCGACGCGGCCGCGACGCGGGCGCGAAGCGUGGCCGGAAAACUUUUCCGAGUCGAGGGCGCGCCGCCAAGCUGCGGUGUACGGGCGUACACCGCAGCACCAGCAGCAGGGUUACUUUUUUCGUGGCCCGGUGUGCGACGACGAUAAGCGCGAUAGGAGGAGGCGUCCCCGUGUGUUACGUAAGCGCGCGAAGUUGCGGCGGUGCCUGCUGCGUGCGUGCUUGAAACUGCCACGGCAAGGGCACCCAGACCCCGCGGUUACGUCAGCGGGCGUUCCUUUUUGGGGUGCGGGGAGUUACCCGGCGUGGGACGUCGGAGGUGAUCUUGCUUACGUCAGGGCGGGCGAUGUCACUGUGCACGGGGGGGUUUCGGCGCCACGUGACGUGCGGACCCUGCCGCCCAGGGUUUCACCAGUGCCGGAAAUAGCUCUCCCCUGCGGACGCCGUGUGUACAUGUAG